UAAUUCUAUUAUACAAGAAAGAGUCUGGUGACAAAGAAAAGAAGAGAGAGAAAGAUGGGUGUUGUGCAAGUGGCGAAGAGAAUUCCCCGGAUCAAAUUCCCCAAUAGGCAUCCACAUCCUUCGGCUUCAGGGUCUUCUUCUUCAUCCCAUGUUCAAGCCAUACAAAAUGAUGGAGAUGCUCAGCAACAACAAUACUUUUCAUGGAACAAAGUUCCUGCUGGGCUGAUAAACACAGCUGUAGGAGGAAAAGCUUCUCUUCAGCCAAAACGAACUCCGGUUACUGACAGAGAAAUUGAAGCUAUCAUGUUGGGAGGCUGCUUCUGAGAUGUGUCACAACAGAUUGAUUAUAAUCAGGAGGACUUUAGUAUUUGUAAAAGCAUGUUAUAACAUCAAUGAAAAGUUGCAAUGUGUGAACUUUGUUUACAAAAUGAUCAUUGUGAAAUGGUUUAUGUAAUGGUGGUUGUAUGCAAAUUUGAUUUGAGUUUUCAUAUGGCAUCCGGUUCUUUGCUGC
Messenger RNA from Impatiens glandulifera, 511 nucleotides. RefSeq lists its product as uncharacterized. The record is from RefSeq and is a predicted model, not a curated record. The transcript is spliced from 3 exons. The coding region runs from base 55 to 324 and encodes 89 amino acids. NCBI's taxonomy places the organism in Eukaryota, Viridiplantae, Streptophyta, Magnoliopsida, Ericales, Balsaminaceae.